This is a messenger RNA of Nelumbo nucifera (sacred lotus), 2269 nucleotides long. RefSeq names its product Auxin efflux carrier family protein. Gene Ontology annotation, biological process: endoplasmic reticulum to cytosol auxin transport. Gene Ontology annotation, cellular component: membrane. The record is from RefSeq and is a predicted model, not a curated record. NCBI's taxonomy places the organism in Eukaryota, Viridiplantae, Streptophyta, Magnoliopsida, Proteales, Nelumbonaceae.
UGUUAGAUAUUUUGCGUUGGAAUCAAGGGUUUGUUUCGUAAAUUCAGGGGCGUAUAAAUAAGGGAGCUUCAUAGCCGGAUAGACCUGCGUUCCGGCCGUUCGAGAAGCCAUCAGUCGUCCGGACUCCUGAGUCCAGCAAGCCAACCGAGAAAUAAGGCUUCCCUUGCGUCUCUCUCUCUCUCUCUAGUCUAGCCUCUAUAUAAUCUCUCUCUCUAGUCUAGCCUCCAUAUAAUCUCUCUCUUCUUUUCUACGGUUUCAGUUCAGACACGUUUGAGCGGGCAACUUCUCGAUCAGUCUUGAAGCAGAAUCAGCCGAACGAGAGGCGUGAACUAGAGACCGACGAGCAAAACAUCACGAAACCGGAAUUUGUAAGGAGUCCUUCGAGGAAUCUUGAAGCUCUGAAUUCCGCCUAGACAGCUUAAAUCCGUUUGGAAUUCGGAUUUCCUCAGGCUUUCGGGGGAUCCUGGAAAGAGUGCCGUUCAGUUCUGUGAAAGUCUCAACGACUUCACAGGAUUAGUGAAUUCUACUUUCAGAUAAUAAAUAUUUUAACUUUUACUGGAGAGGUUAUAAAAAGGUUGGCGGCUGACCACGGAUCGAAGCACCUUUAGUGGAUGUGUGCGAGUUUAAGCUCAUUUGGAAUUGGGGUUUAUGGGAAACAUGGAGAGGCUUCUGUUGUCUGUGCUGGCGGAGAGCCAGGCCGGAGGAGGGUCGGUGCUUACAACGAUGAAGUUUGCGGUCUUACCUAUAGCGAAGGUCUUCACAAUGUGCUUCUUGGGAUUUCUCAUGGCAUCCAAGUAUGUUAAUAUUCUACCCGCUACAGGACGCAAGCUCUUGAACGGGUUGGUCUUUUCACUUUUGCUUCCAUGUUUGAUUUUUUCUCAACUUGGACGAUCCGUCUCUCUACAGAAAAUUAUUGAGUGGUGGUUUAUUCCUUUCAAUGUAAUUCUGGCUACCAUAUCAGGCUCACUAAUAGGGUUAACUGUUGCAUCUGUUGUUCGGCCACCAUAUCCAUUCUUCAAGUUUACCAUUGUACAAAUUGGAAUCGGGAACAUUGGAAAUGUGCCCCUUGUCCUGAUUGCCGCUUUAUGUCGAGACAAAUCUAAUCCCUUUGGUGACUCAAAUAAGUGUAGACAAGAUGGAAAUGCCUAUAUCGCAUUUGGCCAAUGGGUUGGUGCCAUCAUUCUAUACACAUACGUAUUUCAGAUGCUCGCACCUCCACCAGAAGGUUCCUUUGAGAUUGAGGCUGGAAAUCUUCCAAUCAAGAACCCUCCGAAAAAUUGCACACCUGAGCAAGCUCCCUUGCUUACACAGGAGCCUGAGUCAAUGGAUUCAAAUAAGUCAAAGGGUGGAAAGAUUAAAGGUUUCUUGACCUUUUUAUAUGAGAAGUUGAAGCUCAAGCAAAUCCUUCAGCCUCCUAUCAUUGCUUCUAUCCUGGCAAUAAUAAUUGGGUGUGUACCGGUUUUGAAGCGCUUCAUCCUUACAGAUGAUGCACCACUCUUCUUCUUUACUGACAGUUGCAUAAUUCUUGGGGAGGCCAUGAUACCAUGCAUUUUGCUGGCGUUGGGUGGUAAUCUUGUAGAUGGGCCGGGAAGUUCAAAAUUAGGACUACGAACAACUGCUGCUAUUAUCUUUGGGAGGUUGGUUCUGGUUCCACCUGCCGGACUGGGGAUUGUUAUGCUAGCUGAUAAGCUUGGACUUCUACCAGCUGGAGAUAAGAUGUUCAGAUUUGUCCUUCUUCUCCAGCAUACAAUGCCUACAUCCGUGCUUUCUGGAGCUGUUGCCAAUUUAAGAGGUUGCGGAAGGGAGGCAGCUGCUGUUCUUUUCUGGGUGCACGUCUUUGCUGUCUUCUCAAUGGCUGGUUGGAUUGUUCUCUAUCUCCGCAUACUAUUCUGAGAGGAUAUAUAUAUAUGAAUUUACGAUUCCCCUGCCCUUGGUCAUGGCUUUGCGUUGGCGCGCUAUCAUUUUCUUACCAAGAUAAUAUGGUUUACAGUUUUUGUUGAUGAAAAAUAUAUAAUAUUAUCUUUUCGAUAUAAAUCUUUGCUGUGUAACCAUAAAUUUGUAGGAGCAGUACUGCACUUUACAAGGAGCGCCUUUGUUUAUAUAAGCAACUCUUUUUAGGGUGCUCCGUGUUCGAGAGGGGUCUUGCUCUUGCACUUAUUUAUUGCUCAAUUUUAGCCGGAGAACACAAGGCCCUUGGUUUCUAUAUCUUUUUUCCAUUGCUGUAAAUGCAAGCAGAGUUUGGUGGGAAUUUUGUCUGUGAUGAUGCAAA